Messenger RNA from Hyaloscypha bicolor E, 1014 nucleotides. RefSeq lists its product as uncharacterized. The transcript has 2 exons. The record is from RefSeq and is a predicted model, not a curated record. Lineage: Eukaryota; Fungi; Ascomycota; Leotiomycetes; Helotiales; Hyaloscyphaceae. Bases 302 to 877 code for a protein of 191 amino acids.
GUUUAGCAUGAGCCAGGCAACGUGGAUGCGUCCCCAGGCUCCGGGAGGGAAGUUCUGGUUUGAGAGGACGUGGUGGUUGGGGUGGGGGCUGAGGUGGCAUGCUUGGGUGAUGAUUCGUAUGUCCCUUCUCCUUUCUAUCCCAAUUUAGUCAAAUUCAGUAACGAUAAUUCUAUAUCGUGAAGCUGUGGGAAUACUCCUUCCACUCCAGUUCCUCCCCCGGCUGAGAGCGAGGACACCAGCGCUCCAUCGCUGGCUCGGACGUCUCUUGAUCCUUGGCGUAAGCCUGGGGAACGUGGGUGGUAUGAUCGCAACCCGUCGCUCCUUUGGCGGGACGAUCACUGCUCAGACUUCGUUUGGGACAUUGGUUAUUAUUAGUUCGUUCUCGAUGUUUAAAGCUUGGAUGGCGAUUCGGGCAGGGAGGGUUGAUCGGCAUCGGGUUUGGAUGUUGAGGGCGUGGUGUCACAUCUGUUCCGUCCUGACGUUGAGGAUACUGAUGGCUGUCUUCUCCUUCGCGAUCGUUCAGGUCUCUCCCGACCGCUACAAAACGGUCAGCACUUGUGCAGAGAUAUUGCAUACCUAUGAAACGCUGUCAUGCAACUUCACUCGCUCUCUCCCUCGACUUUUGGCACGGUAUCCGUCGUGUGCGGAGCUCGGAGAGAAAGGUGGGAGAGAGGUGUUUGUUGCUGUUAAUGCGAGCUUAAAUAUCAUGCGGCCGGAGGAGAUCUUCUCGAUGUUGAGUUUGGUGUAUGGUGUUUGUGCGUUUUUGGGAUUGGUGAUUCAUGUGCUUGGUGUUGAGAUUUAUCUGGAGUGGUCGAGGGGCGAGGGUGAGAGGUUGAAGGAGGUGGCGAAGAACAGGGAAAGGGGGCUGGAGAAGUGAGGCUUUAGCGAGUUUUAUUAGGCUUCAGGUCCUAGAUUUAGCGAUGUGGAGGCUAGCCUUCAGCGCCAAGCCCCCUGAAAAUUAGCAGUCGCCCCCUGGAAUACCGGCGCUACAACGUUUUUGGGCGGGGAAACGAG